UUUCUCUUUCUUUUUCGUGUGUCUUCCAAUGCCUAAAGAACCGAUCAAGACAUGUCCUAAAAAGCUACCUUGGAAUAAAGGGGAUCCUAUACCUCCUCCACCUGCUAAACAACGACAAUGUCAUUAUUGGAUAGAACGGAAACGUCGAUAUUGUCAACUCCUUGCAAAGGCAACAAAUAAGUAUUGUGGUGAACAUAUGGUUGUGUCUGAUAACAAUGGUGUAGAAGAAAGUAAACGUCGUGUACCUUGUCCAUUUGAUCCUUCUCAUUCAGUGGUUCAAAAGGAUUUAGAAAUUCACAAAACCAAAUGUAAUGCAAGACCACGUGCACCUGAAUCACAUUAUGCUUUGAAUAUCAAUACAACCCUUCCUCUAUCGCAAGAAGAACUCGAUUUCCAACAAGGUAUUUACUCACACAAAGAACUGAAAGUACAGCCAUGGAUUGCUCGUAUACAACUGGAUGAAUUAUCAAGAUCUGAAUUAGAUGCUCUGAUCAACAAAGUACAAUUAGCUUAUGAUAGUCAUGUCCCUUCGUCUAUUCCUAAACAAGUUUUAUCUCAUCAAGCCAUUGUGAUCGAUGGACAAUCUUCAAAAGCGAUACGACAUUUACACCAACAGUCUUCAUUACUUGGACAUAUGCUGGAUUGUGGUAUGUUAGACAAUAAAAAAGCGUGUUUCAUAGAAUUUGGUGCAGGCAAAGGUGAACUCUCUGGUCAUCUCAAACAGGCAUUACAAGAAGAAAAUGGUGAAGCUACUUAUAUUUUAGUUGAUCGUAAAUCAGUUAGAAACAAGUACGACCGUAGUUUACUUGGUACAUCAGAACGAAAUUCAAAAGUGCAGCGAAUUAUGAUUGAUAUCAAGGAUCUUCAACUUGGCAAGAUAAAGUCUCUACAGGGUGAUGAUAACAAAAACAAACCAGUGGUAUGUCUCUCUAAACAUUUAUGUGGAAGUGCGACCGAUAUUACAUUGAAAUGUUUAAUGAAUUAUGUUGCUGAAGAAAAAGCUGCGGGAAAUGGUUGCCCUGUUUCAGGCAUCAUCAUUGCUCUAUGUUGUCAUCAAAUGUGUAGAUAUGAAAUGUAUCCCAAUACAAAAUACUUGGAUAGUAUUGGACUCUCAAAACUGGAAUUCGAUCGACUAUGUAAAAUGACAAGUUGGGCUAUUUGUGGAAAACGAAAUGUUACAGAUGAAUCAGAAAUCGAUCAUGCUUUACUUUUAGAAGAAGAAAAAGAAGAUGAAAUGGGUGGGCAUUAUUCUGGACGUGAUCAUGAGGAACGGGAAGAAAUAGGAUACAAAUGUAAACGUGUAUUGGAUGCUGGACGACUUGAAUACUUGGAACAACAUGGUUUUAAACCAUAUUUGGUAUACUAUGUGGAUAAAACUAGUACUUUAGAAAAUUGUGCCUUGAUAGCUGUACCUCAAUAGUUAGAUAGAAGAUGUAUCCUUUUAUUGUUAUUGAAGAUUGUAAAUAAACUAGAAGUAUUGUAAUAAUUGAUUGACUUUUUUUUUUU
This is a messenger RNA of Halteromyces radiatus, 1506 nucleotides long. Its product is annotated as methyltransferase TRM13-domain-containing protein. NCBI's taxonomy places the organism in Eukaryota, Fungi, Mucoromycota, Mucoromycetes, Mucorales, Cunninghamellaceae. Bases 29 to 1420 code for a protein of 463 amino acids. Gene Ontology annotation, biological process: tRNA methylation. The record is from RefSeq and is a predicted model, not a curated record. The transcript is spliced from 8 exons.